UGCCCCCAAAUCCAAAUGAAAUGCGCGCUCCAAUUUGAAACCCAUUUCCCAAUUACUCGGAGGGUCGAAGUCGUUUGGUUGUUCGCGUGCCCUCCAAUUGUUAUCUUUAUUUUUGUGAAUCUUGCUUCGCUGUAUGCAUUUACUGCUCAAAAACCGUAUCUUAUUCUGUAGGAUUUUAGUUCUUCUGGCCUCUGUCGUUGUUCCGGCUCGCUAGAUCUGAGCCACAAAUGCCAUGACGCGGGUUUCUUUCCUUUUUGCGUAAUUAUUUGCGCCGUCCAUCGUUAUGGGAUGAGAUCUGCCGGAUUUGUAGUUCCGUGCUUGAGGAUGCAGUAUAAUCGACUUGCUUGUUUCUCUAUUCAAAUUGUUUGACUUUUGCUGUGGUUGCUUAGGAUCAUGGGUAGGCUCCGGUGGUGAUUAAUUCACGGCUGGAUUGCUGGAAUUUUAGGUUGUUUUCGUCUGGCAAUUAAGGAAAGGGUAAUAAAAGAUUGGGUAGAUGAAAAGGUGAACAGCUUAGUCUAGCAUCGUCAUUGUGGAACACGAAGAGAGCUGUCCUCCCCAGGAAUGUUCGGUGGAAGAUUCUAUUCCCAAGUGAUAAAGGUUGUAGCGUCAUGGGUCAUGCUCCACUUCGGCUGCAGGGUGAUAGGCUGAGCACCACACUGUUUCUUGGAGAGGUUUGUGACAGACUAUUGGGGUGAACACACCCACAUAAAAAGGAAGAGAGAGAGAGAGAAAGCUCAAGUGCUUGAAGUGUUUUACAAAAAAAAAAAAAGAGCAAUGAGCUUCUGUACAAGGGCUUGUUGAAGGAUUGUGCCAUAUAUUUGUUAGGGAUACAUGUACACUUGACUCAUGGGCGACUGGGUUAUAGGGGCGUUGAUAAACAUUGUGGGGAGUGUUGCCAUAAACUUUGGCACCAACCUUCUGAAAUUGGGCCAUGAUCAGGCGGAACAAAGGUUCUGUUUUAUUUGGCAGAACGAAAUUUCUCAUUGUUUUACCUCUGCGCCGAGCAACCUUUCAAACAAAUUAUAUUAUGUCCGUUUUAUUUGGCAGAGAGAAAAGCUUUCCGCAAUUAACAACAAUGAAGGCAAUGACAAAUUUGUCCCAAAAUCAGUUAUGCAUUUCCAGACUUGGAGAAUAGGUAUACUCUUUUUUGCUGUUGGGAACUGCCUCAACUUCAUGUCCUUUGCAUAUGCCGCACAGUCACUUCUCGCAGCUCUCGGAUCAAUUCAGUUUGUGUCCAAUAUUGCAUUUGCCUACUUUGUGUUGAACAAGACUAUUUCUGUGAAAGUCAUGGUAGCCACAACAUUUAUUGUCUUUGGCAACAUCUUCUUAGUUUCCUUUGGCAACCAUCAAUCACCUGUUUACACGCCGGAGCAGUUGAUUGCAAAAUACAGUAAUUUGGUGUUUGUUCUCUAUUGCAUGUCUUUGGUCUUUGUGGUUGCAUUCAACCAUUAUCUCUAUAGGAGUGGAGAAACUAUUCUUUCAAAUAGUUCGAAAGACACUGCCACAUAUUGGAGAACAAUGCUGCCAUUUUCUUAUGCUGUUGUAUCUGGCGCUGUUGGAUCUUGCUCAGUCUUGUUUGCAAAAUCACUUUCUAACAUGCUGAGGCUGACUAUGAGCAGCAGAUACCAGUUCCAUAGCUGGUUCACAUACUCAAUACUUCUGCUAUUUCUGUGCACUGCUGGAUUUUGGAUGGCAAGAUUGAAUGAAGGGCUGUCUCUCUUUGAUGCAAUACUGAUUGUUCCAAUGUUUCAAAUUGCAUGGACCUUCUUCUCUAUUUGCACAGGAUUUGUUUACUUUCAAGAAUAUCAAGUAUUUGAUACACUCAGGAUAAUGAUGUUUGUAUCGGGCAUGACAUUUGUGUUUAUAGGCAUUUCCUUGCUAGCACCUGAUGACAGUAAAGGAGCUGACAUCAAAGAUGGUUCUAGUGCUACUCAGGACCCUGUGAUUGAUACAAACAGAAUUGGAAAGAUGCAGAUGGAGGAGGCAGAAGUAGAUGAUACCAAUUCCUUUGUAACUUCUGUAAAAGUAAAAGCAAGACAUGUACUGCAGAAGGCAAAGUCUGCGUGCUCCAUGUCACUUGGCCUUGGGGAGGAGACCAUAAGCGCUUCUUCGGUGCUUGCAAUGCCUAUGGCCUCUUCAAGAACAACUGGCUUUAGAGGAAAUGACCGAUCAAAGUAUGUUCCUUUACGAACUACUGAUUGGAAUAAUCUGUAGCCGAUGAUGAUCCAUAGACAUACACCACAGAUCUUUACUUUUAGUGUUGCCAAGCGGGUGCCAGUAAAGUUUUUUGUUGCUUCCCGUGGCAAUUGUUUGUUCUACGUCGUAGUUAGCUGUAACAUGAGUGUAUAGUCCAACGUUUUUCCUUCAAACCCUGUCCAUACUCAGGUUGUAAUUCUUGGAAACAGCUGCCUACACUACAUGUAUAAACACAGUGUUUGAAUAAAACUCUUAAGUGAUUC
This is a messenger RNA of Phragmites australis (common reed), 2459 nucleotides long. RefSeq names its product probable magnesium transporter NIPA8. The record is from RefSeq and is a predicted model, not a curated record. Lineage: Eukaryota; Viridiplantae; Streptophyta; Magnoliopsida; Poales; Poaceae. Gene Ontology annotation, biological process: magnesium ion transport. Gene Ontology annotation, cellular component: membrane. The transcript is spliced from 14 exons. Gene Ontology annotation, molecular function: magnesium ion transmembrane transporter activity. Bases 847 to 2214 code for a protein of 455 amino acids.